UCAUGCUGCUGCCAGGUCCAGAGUCUCUCAUGGGUCCCUGUACGGCCUCCCAUUGCUGCUGUCUCCAUCGCCACACUCUGCCAUGUGCCACUUUCAGGUCUCCUCACACUGCUGGUGUAUUCCAUUUUUUGUCAUAGGGUGCUGGCAGAUUACGGGCCUCCCAUAGCUGCUGCCAGGCCCCUAAUCUGCCAUGGGCCCCUAUAUACCGCCUCCUCAUGCUGCUGCCAGGUCCAGAGUCUGUCAUGGGUCCCUGUACGGCCUCCCAUUGCUGCUGUCUCCAUCGCCACACUCUGCCAUGUGCCACUUUCAGGUCUCCUCACACUGCUGGUGGGUUCCAUUUUUUGU
Messenger RNA from Staurois parvus, 345 nucleotides. The record is from the annotation of a GenBank genome assembly. NCBI's taxonomy places the organism in Eukaryota, Metazoa, Chordata, Amphibia, Anura, Ranidae.